Messenger RNA from Stomoxys calcitrans (stable fly), 1576 nucleotides. It is a transcript of the gene olf186-M, whose product is annotated as protein ITPRID2. NCBI's taxonomy places the organism in Eukaryota, Metazoa, Arthropoda, Insecta, Diptera, Muscidae. The transcript has 2 exons. The coding region runs from base 278 to 1270 and encodes 330 amino acids. Gene Ontology annotation, molecular function: signaling receptor binding. The record is from RefSeq and is a predicted model, not a curated record.
CCGACCGACCAACCAAACUCACUGUUCAGUUACCACUUGUUGCUAAAGGUGAAAAGACGUUAUCACGAGUAUAAGACGGUCAACAGACAAUAACGCGCGACAACAGCGAGCGGAACUUCUUAAAUACAGUAAUCAACGUUGUGUUUGUUUAAAUAGCGAUAAAACACCAACAACAUUUCAAUAAAUAAAUUAAUAUUCGCACACAGCACAAGGCAAAAACAAAAACCACAGCAAGAAAUAAGAAUUUUACCAAAGAUAUAGAAUUGGGAAAAUUACUAUGGAACGUACCCAAAGUUGUUCCGAAUCCCAAGAAAAUAUUCACUAUACUGAAACGCAGUCAAACCAGAGUACCAGUGUUGUAGAACAACUACAUCUUCGACCCAAAUCGCAUAAAUGUUCAGAUAAAAUGGAUUUUAACGUUACUACAAAAGUCUUCACAUCCAGUUCCACAUCCAUACCCGCCACUACAACAGUGCGCAAGAAGCGCCUGCAGCGUCAAAAAUCAACCGUAUACAGUGGCGAUGAAACAGAGUAUGCUGCCGAUUUGGAGGAGGAAGAAGACGAAGAGGACGAAGGCUACAGUCCGGCCAGCGAAAGAGAUUUGAGUUUAAAUUUACCUGCCGUUUCGAAUUUAUCCAAUCAGAAGAAGAAGCAAGUGCGCUUUCGCAACAAACAACAGAGUGAAAGUUCACUACAGAUCAGAGCCAUUACACCCAUAGCCACUUUAGAUAAAACAGCCUCCUCCUCAUCCCUGACUUCUUCAUUGACAUCGACAGGUACCACCUCCAGUAGUGGCCAUGAGCGUCGCCUUAAAUCUGAUGGUUCAUAUGACUCAUUAGCAGAAUUGCCUCAAUCCAGUAUUCCGGGUGGUCAUUUUCAAUUGCAUCGAGGUAUUUUGAAACGUGACAAUUCGGUACAUUCCGAUUCCAGCCGUUAUUCCAGUGUUGACAGUUUGCUUGAGGCACGCAAACCUGAUCCCGAAGCCAUUUUAAUUAAUCUAGGAUUUGGUCCUGUGGUCUCGGAUGACAUACUCUCCCGUAUUCCCAAGAGAUUUUUGAAACCCUCCCAAGUGCGUGGCAUUGAUACAGACGCUUUCAUCAAACGCCUACAAUUGGCUCACUCAUUGGCCGAUCACAGUGUCUUGGGUUACAGAGGCUUAACAGGGAAUCCUGAUGCCCCACCCUCACACAUAGUGGCAAAGAUCAUGGAACGUUUUGAGGUGAACGAAAGGAAGAAAUCCCUGACUUCUAUGGAACUGAAACUGCGAUAGUAGCCAAAUAUAUGAUAGCCAAAGUCCAUGCUAAUUUAGAGAAGCUCAAGAUGGGCCCCACCGGUGUCGCAUCAUAUUAAAGCCAUUUGCAAAGUACAAGAUAUUCUUGUGUGAUCAUUUCUUAUUAUAGCUCUAUAGUAUAAAAUAUCUUGUCCCUAAUUAAAAUCGUUUAACUCUUAAUCUAGUUAGUAAAGAACAUUUCCAUAGUUUAAGCUAAUAUGUAAUGCCAGUACUUAAGAUGCAAAGAAGAUGUGUUACUUAAUUUACUUAGUUAUUAUUUUCCAAAAAUAUAUUUUAAUACCAAAA